AUGCAAUCUCUGUGCAACAUGAAACUUGCUGUAAUUGCUAAAUUGGAACAUUCAUUGAACUCUGAUGAAGAAAUGGAAGAAGAGCGUGAACCAAGAGAAAUAUCUCCCAAUGCCUGUGUAAUUUUCAAAAACUUUCCCUUGCAUCCAAUAAAUUGCGUAUUUCAUCCAGUCUCCGAUACUCAUGCAUUCAGUUGUGGAAGUCCCGAAAAUUUCCACAUGAAUGAAAGAGAAAUCAGUUUGACUGCUCUGUUAAUGGGACAAUCCAACAAAAACUAUCAACCGGAUUAUGGAAUUCCAGAAGGAGCAAGAAGCAUUACAUUUGUUUAUGAUGGAUUUGAAUUCGGAAAGAGUUGUAUUGAUUUCACACCGAAAUUCCAGCCAAAAGAGGGAAGUCGUUUCAUGUAUCAGCUGAUGGCUACUCGGGUACAAAUGACGUAUUUUGAGAAAGAAGGAGUUCGUCGUCCGGCUGCAGUUACUUGGUAUUAUGGAAAUGGCUACCUUCACAAGCUUAUUGAAAAACUGGCUGAUUUGAAGAAUAUUAGUUCCUUCAUUGCAUUGAAGUAUGAAGAGGAUGAAAAUAUGAGAACAAUUUAUAAAAUAGUGAAAGAAAAAUUUCUGACUGAAGGGAAGGAAAGAGGAUUUGAUAGCGGAAAGGAGUUGAUACAAAGUGGAGAUUACAUUCCAACGGAAUAUUCUCAUCUAAAAUUAUUCAAACAACCAGACGGAAGAAAGAUUGUUUUGGCGUGUCAUCCCGAUAGUGUGGAGGAUCAAAAUUCAGUUUACUUGAAAGCUGAAGACCAAGAAAAGAAUUCGUAUGGAGAGAAUAUGUCCGGUACCUACCGGUUUUAUCUCUAA
Caenorhabditis remanei is the source of this 855-nucleotide messenger RNA. RefSeq lists its product as uncharacterized. The record is from RefSeq and is a predicted model, not a curated record. NCBI's taxonomy places the organism in Eukaryota, Metazoa, Nematoda, Chromadorea, Rhabditida, Rhabditidae. Bases 1 to 855 code for a protein of 284 amino acids. The transcript is spliced from 3 exons.